AUGGCGGAGCACUUCCGGAACCGCCUCAAGGAGCUUCGCUCACGCAAGGUGGCGACGGAGGAUGCGGCCCUCGGCUCACAGGCGGCAGCGGCGGCGGGCUCUGCGGCGACGGUGGUGGCGCCGGUGACGCCUCCCCCACUCUCCUCGGCGGCCCUGCCGAGCAAAACAGCGACGUCGGUUCCGGUGGCGAAUCUGCCGCCGCCGUUUAUGUCGCCGCACGCCGCGGCGGUGAAGUACCGAGACACCGUGCGGGACCCGCUCUGCGCGCGGUUCACGACGCGGCACGCGUUGCGCCUCUUCGAGGUUAUGCUGCAGGCAGCCAAAGGCGCCACGGGGCGGAAGCGGGCCCGUUCCCCGGACAAUGCGGCCUCCGCGGAGGAGCCGCGUCACCGUGGCUCGCCGGCGCCGGGGCCUGCGCCAGGGGAGCCGGCGGAGGAUGCUGAGGAGCGAGACUCACCGCGCCAACUUGACAGCGAACAGCCUAUGCUGAGAAAUCUUUGCGACGCCGAGAGGAGGCAGGACAACAACCCCGCCUCUGAUUCUUCUUUCCCUAAUGUGGUUUCUUACUUCUUGCCUGAUAUAGCUGCAAGGUGCUUCACUAACAAUGAAGAGUUGGAGGAACGAGAUGGGCCUGUCAAUGGACAGGCACACCUAAACCAUCCACAGGCGAGAGCCGGAGCAGACGUUGGCGGCACUUCACGUGGCAACAAAAGCGAAUGCAUUCUGGUCACGGGGAAACUGUUCCCAGCCUGCCGCUCGGUAAAUGAGUACAUUCCAAAGGCCCGCAUUGCGCAGGGUGUGUACGGCGUGGUCAUCAGCGCCAUUAAGUCUGCCCCUGAGACGCCUCACCACGGGCACGAGGUGAAGCGGAUGGUCAGGAAGUAUGCACUCAAGCAAGUGAAGGAACAGUGGCUUGUAGACUCGCAAGUCGGGUUUCCACCGUAUCUCCUGAGAGAGUUUGACCUCCUGCUGCGGAUGCGCCAUCCAAACAUUGUGAGGGCCCGGGAGGUGGUGAUUCUCGAUAAGCGGCUUGAAGCGGCAAGGUACUCCUCGCGUAGUGAGGCGGGUGGUAACGGGGGUGGGGGCGAGGACAGCCACAAACCUCGUCCAGAGUCCACCGGCGGGUUUCUGCAAGGAGUGAAGGGGGUAGCCCCCAACACGAACGCUGCCACUCAGCCGCAGGAGAAGUUAAACGCGGAUGGGGUACCCAAGCACGAACGUGGUACGACCCAUGUAAAGGACGUGUAUUUGGUUAUGGACUACUGUCCCUACGAUCUCAAGUCUUUUCUCUCUCUUCAUAAUGAAAAAGGGGUUUAUCUGCAUUUAAGUUCAUGCAACACACACCCUGAUGCCCCAAACAAUUUUUUGUCUCGAGUGAAGUGUAUUAUGCAACAGUUGUUUCGAGCCCUGAAUUUUCUCCAUGAUCAUCGUAUCUUGCACAGAGACAUUAAAACCUCUAACAUUCUCAUUAGCCAUGAAGGGGUGGUGAAGCUUUGCGACUUUGGUUUGGGGCGCCUGUACUGUGAGGGGGAGCAGCUGACUGCCAACGUUGUCACACUCAUGUAUCGUGCCCCAGAGCUACACUUUGGUGUGCGUGACUACUCACACAAGAUGGACGUGUGGUCGCUGGGGUGCAUCAUGGCAGAGCUGUUCCUCAAGAUGCCACUGUUUCGAGCUGAAGAGGAGGUGAAACACUUCGCCGCUGUCUGCGACAUCAUUGGGAUUCCAACAGAGGAGACGUUCAGCGGGUUGUACAAGAUGCCGGAGCUUCUGCGCAUCAUGCGUUGCCUCACCAAAUACAAUCGUGAGAACCAUCUAGCUCGCGUGUUUGAGAAGUCGCGCCACGCCGGUGCGGCGACUCUGCCCGCGAGUGGGUUGGACUUGCUGCAACGCAUCUUUCAGUGGAACCCUUUGGACCGAAUCUCUGCCCGUGACGCGCUCAACCACGCGUUUUUUCACGAAGCCCCGCUGCCGUGUGACCCAGCGGAGCUCUUGCGCCCGGUACCGUCAACAAACGUGCCGCCUGUGCGGAUUGGGGGGAAGUCGUCAGCGAGACGAAAUAAAACGAGUGAAGUGGCGCGAACACCCCCGCCCGAGCCGCUGCCUGCGCAAACAGACGCAGUGCCGCAGGCCAGAGAAAAACCCGCGGCAUCGCCGACGACGGCACGAGUGGCGUCCGUGGAGCCGGCGGAGACGAGCACCACGGGGGGCGCGGGGAGACCGCUGGGGACGGCGGCAGAGGCGGCCUCGCCGCCGUCGGAGGACGACGCCGAGCACGCGCUGCUGCGGGAGUUGGACGCACUUAAGGACGUCCCGAGCCCCGGCGACGGGGACGAAGCCCAACGCGUGGCGAACCAGGCCCGUCUGCAGGCGAAUCAGGACCGUGACUGGGCGUCGUCGCCAGGGUUUUGA
Molecule: messenger RNA, 2412 nt
Organism: Trypanosoma conorhini
Lineage: Eukaryota; Euglenozoa; Kinetoplastea; Trypanosomatida; Trypanosomatidae
Product: putative protein kinase
Exons: 1
Coding region: 1-2412 (803 amino acids)
Biological process (GO): regulation of mitotic cell cycle; protein phosphorylation
Cellular component (GO): nucleus
Molecular function (GO): cyclin-dependent protein serine/threonine kinase activity; ATP binding
Source: RefSeq, a predicted model, not a curated record